AUGGCUAAGCAUUUAGAGGAGGUGAUAACUUGGAGUCAAAGUGCUUUUGUGAAGGGGAUAAGUAUCUUAGACAACACUCUUGUGGCACAAGAGCUUGUUAAGGGCUAUGGUAGAACUACCCUUCUCCUUGAUAUUCUCGGUAGCUUUGAAUGGGGGGUUGUUGGAUAUUUUGAAGGGGCUAGGGCGAUCAGGCAAAGGGAUCCUCUCUCCCCUAUUUUGUUUGUGCUGGUAACGAAUGUUCUUUCGUAUAUAUUGGAUGCUGCUGCUAGUCAUGGGCUGUUUCAAUUUCAUCCAAAGUGUCAUCGUAUAAAGCUCAUACACUUUUGUUUUGUUGAUGAUCUUCUAAUCUUCUCCAAAGGCAACUAUGAUUAUGUUAUGGGCAUUUGGAUUGUGUUGCAAGAAUUUUAUGUUUAUCUUGGGCUUGCUUUUAAUGCAUCUAAGAGUGAAAUUUUUUCUACUGGAAUUGCUAGGGAGGAAUUGCAGCUUAUCGUGGAAAAAGAUGAUCAAAAGGCGGGUCAUCUUCCUGUGAGGUAUUUAGGCAUUCCUCUUGUCACCAGGAAGCUUUCGAUUGCUGAUUGCAAGCCGUUGAUGGACAAGAUUGAGGAUAGGUUUCAGACUUGGGCUGCUCGACAUCUGUCUUAUGCAGGAAGAAUGCAACUUAUUCAAGCUGUUAUUUUCAGUAUUCAGAAUUAUUGGAGCAAACAAUUGGUGCUGCCGAAGAAGGUGGUGCAGCGAAUUAGUCAGCUCUGUACUCGGUUCUUUUGGAAAAAUUACGAUUUUUCUACCAAGGGGGCUCAGGAUGGAUCUUCAUUGGUGGCCUGGAGCUAUAAGUAUGUGAUGAAGGGUAGUGAUUUCUGGUUGGUUAGGCCUAAAGUAAGAUGGAGUUGGAUUUGGAAGAGGCUUGUGAAGCUUAGGGUUAGCAUUCCGAACGACAUUCUUUCUGAUUCUGACAGUAUUUGGGGUGCUGUUGGGAACUGCCUACUAGAGAUAGGUUUGUUUCUUUUGGAAGUGUGUGUCAUGUUUGGAGCUGAUCAGGAGACUAGGAAUCAUGUGUUCCUUGAUUUCCCUUUCUCAAGGGAGGUUUGGACUUUGAUCUUGAGAGCUUGUGACCUUGAAAGACAGGUGGUGGACUGGGAGUUUGAACUAAGUUGGGCGUUUCAUCGAUUUAAAGGUAAAUAUGUUCUCUCUGUCUUGUUGAAGUUGACUUGGAAUGCAAUGAAUUAUUUUGUCUGGAGAGAGAGGAACCGUAGAAUAUUCCAAGGAACAAGGUUCUGUGCUGGGGGUUGUUGGCCAAGUGCGGGAUGCUGUUCGUUGGAGGCUAUCUGGGAAAAACAUUAA
Hibiscus syriacus is the source of this 1338-nucleotide messenger RNA. RefSeq lists its product as uncharacterized. The transcript is spliced from 4 exons. The record is from RefSeq and is a predicted model, not a curated record. NCBI's taxonomy places the organism in Eukaryota, Viridiplantae, Streptophyta, Magnoliopsida, Malvales, Malvaceae. The coding region runs from base 1 to 1338 and encodes 445 amino acids.